ACGGAUAUACGUUACAGGUAUUACUGAUUUUCUCACCAGCAUGGCACAGCAACAACAGGUGGAGGCGGAUACAAGACCGGAGUUGUCACAUGACGAUAUCAGAGAAAUGAGCGACUGGUUUUAUUUCUUUGAUAAAAAUGGUGACAAAAAGUUAGACAGAGACGAAAUGAAGAGAGUGUUCCAUGCCAUGUGUUGGUCAGUCGACGAUAAAGAAAUGGAAAAUAUCUUUAAAACUGCUGAUAAGGACGGAGAUGGUUUAAUAGAUUAUGAUGAAUAUAUGAGCCUUUUGCAAUCGUUGAGGAAAGACCCCCAUACAGAGAGAUGCGAACUUAUUGAGGCUUUCAGACAUUUCGACAAAGACCGCAGUGGAUACAUUGAUGAAAAGGAACUCAGGCGUUUCUUACUGACACUGGGUUUAGCAUUCAACGACAGGGACAAACGGCAAAUGGACACUCUGAUUAAGCAAAUUGAUAAAAACGGUGACGGAAAAAUAGACAUUGAAGAAUUUGUGGACAUCAUGCUAGAGAAGCCGGAAGCACCUUCGGCAAAGUAUUUUCACUAACAUGUUGCAGUGAUCAUGAUUUUUUUACGAUCAAAAUGAAUUGCAUAUAAUGUAUUUUUAUUUUGUUGAAACAUAUUGAUUCAGUUUAGGUGUCACAGCAACUGUCUACGGGUGUUAUUUCAACGACAGGCUGGUACUCGAGUUGAACCGCCGAUAUUCCGCAAAACAAAUCGGCAUUAUUACUGUCAGUAUUAUUGUUCUUUAUUCUUGCUGAGUAUCAAAAAGGCAUUUUUUUUUUAUAAUACUUCGUACUGAACAACUUAAUAUUUGUUAAGAAUAAGUGAGGCGUUUGAAACUUCUCACAAAUGUAAAUUAGUAUCAUUUAAGAAAUUAAUCAAAACACGACGAAGAGGUUAUGUAUACAGCUGAAUUAUUUCGCAAUGAUGUAGUCCGGGUGGAUUAUUCCGCGCAGCGUUUAACUCACCUGGAGUGUUUGUUUUUAUUGUUAUACCUUUCUAUUAUAUAUUUUUGUUUCGAAUCUAUACGUCUGGUGUGUGAUGCAAUAGAUCAGAUAUGGAAAGCAUACUUUCCUGCUGCUGUGUAUUAUAAAACAUGCUUUGUCAUAUUAGAUAUAGACCUUUUUUACAGAGAGCUAUUUCCUUAGCAACGGUAGACAAUUUUCGCGCAUACGCACUCUACGUAGGGCAAAAAGACAUGACCGCACAAUAUAAAUUUCGUAAGAGUUAUAUUGCAUUUCAAUCUAUUCGGUCAAGGAUGUGUAUUUAUACAGUAAAUAUCCACCGCAAGACAAAGGAAAA
Molecule: messenger RNA, 1320 nt
Organism: Mercenaria mercenaria
Lineage: Eukaryota; Metazoa; Mollusca; Bivalvia; Venerida; Veneridae
Exons: 6
Coding region: 41-562 (173 amino acids)
Molecular function (GO): calcium ion binding
Source: RefSeq, a predicted model, not a curated record